AUGUUGGUCAUUACGCUCGGUGAAGGACCUGUCGAGUGCAAGAUAGGACCCAAAAUUCAAGACGAGGAGGAGUUACGAAGCUCAUCGAUGAUGUACAGUAGCGAGGAAUCCGAUGAAUGCCACAUUCCUACAGUCGAUGAAGUCCGGACAGUAAUAACAGCCUCAGCUUGUUUCCCUGCGACAUGUCCUGCUGCGGUUUCCAGGCGGAUAUGCAUCACGAUUCGGGCAAAGGCCACCAUAGAUGCCAAUGUCGAUUCGCUUCCCUCGUCCCAGUUGCAGUUGCUUACAGAAUUGGAGCUCCAUCUGGACUCCGUUGACACGAUACUGCACGUCGAUGGACAGUGGCCCGGCGCUGUCGCAUUUCUUUACAGCCCUGGAUACGAAGCAUUCGCGGCGCCGCAGUACAAAUGCUGCGAUCUACUUACUGUACUGUCGCACCGUGUCCAGAAUAUACCCAGGUGCCAGGCAGUGCUAGGUACAAGAAUGUGUUCAAGGUUGACUACGGCAUGCUGCACAUAA
Messenger RNA from Dissoconium aciculare CBS 342.82, 519 nucleotides. RefSeq lists its product as uncharacterized. The transcript has 2 exons. The record is from RefSeq and is a predicted model, not a curated record. The coding region runs from base 1 to 519 and encodes 172 amino acids. Lineage: Eukaryota; Fungi; Ascomycota; Dothideomycetes; Mycosphaerellales; Dissoconiaceae.